Tachysurus fulvidraco (yellow catfish) is the source of this 1792-nucleotide messenger RNA. Its product is annotated as GTPase IMAP family member 4-like. Bases 174 to 1283 code for a protein of 369 amino acids. NCBI's taxonomy places the organism in Eukaryota, Metazoa, Chordata, Actinopteri, Siluriformes, Bagridae. Gene Ontology annotation, molecular function: GTP binding. The transcript is spliced from 4 exons. The record is from RefSeq and is a predicted model, not a curated record.
UGUUAAAAAAAAAAGUAUACGCCCUCAAAGCUCACCUGAUUUACCUGAGCAGAAGCCGUACUGUAUGAAUUUGUACCAGGCAACAACCAAAACUUGACAAAUUAUAGAAAUCAGUCUUCUCUUCAACAAUUCUUUAAUACCAAUGUUUUGACAGAAAUGUAAAUGUGACAGUUAUGGCGGGUGAAAUAGAUUUCGGCAGUAAUACUGCCAUGGCAAGUGGAUCCUCACCUAAGGCUGAAGAUCGAAAGAUUGUACUGCUGGGAAAAGCUGGAGCUGGAAAGAACAGAGUAGCCAGGUUUAUCUUGGGAGACACAAAGCUAAAUGAAGAGAGUGAAGAGUGUCUUUUAUAUGAAGGUGAACAUGCAGGAAGGAGGAUCUGCAUCGUGAAUACACCAGGAUGGGACAGAGUUUCUAUAGAGUGCACUACAGAGAAAAUGAAAAAAGAAAUCGUCCGAAGUGUGACUCUUUGUCCUCCAGGUCCCCAUGCUCUGGUUCUGGUGUUGCCCAUAAACGCUGAUGAUGAACUAUCUGUAAAUGAACUUAAAUCAGCAAGUCGACACAUGGAGCUGCUCUCUAAGAGGGUCUGGAAUCACACUGUGGUGCUUUUCCUGUGUGAAGGAGAUGUGGAGGAAUCCACAAUCAAAGAACACAUUCAUAAAGCAGAAAAACUCCUGGAAAAGUGCAGAGGCAGACACUGUGUUAUGCGUUUGAGUGACUCUAAAACUCAGGUCCAUGGACUGCUUGAAGAGAUAGACAGCAUGGUGGAAGAAAGUCUGGAUGAUUUCUUUCUGCCACAGGUUUAUUAUGAAGUGAUGCAGAGCAAAAUAACCCAAGAUAUCAGAGAGUUGGAAAAAAGGUAUGAGGACAAAAUAGAAAUGCUAAAACAAGGAUACCAGAACAGACUUAGUAUGUAUAAAAACCAAACUGAGGGAGAACCUUUGCUUAAGCGGAGACGUGGAAGUAUUGACGGAACUCGUCCAUCUUUCGCUGAAGAUGAAAACCAGGAAGACGAUACUUCUACCUUUAGGAAGAAGUAUCAGGAUGAGCUUUUGGCACUUGCAAAAUAUUGCUUCAAACCUGCAGGCCUGCUAUUGUUUGCUAUGAUUGGUGCCCUUAUUGGAUCGGUGGUUGGAUCGAAUUAUGGAGUGGUGGGCUCUGGAUCCGGGAUAGUCAUUGGGAUCAUAGUAGCAAUUCCACUCGGUCUAUGCUUGAUUAAAUCUGCAAGUCUCGCACGACAGAGUUCAUCUCAUGUGGAAGACAAAAAAACUGAACAAAUGAAUUAGACCCUAAAACUGGGAGUUACACAAUAGAUGCAAAUAUUUAUACCAUUGGGACAAAAUGGAGAAAAUAUACCACAAAAAAAAAUAAUAACAUCAGUGAGGCAUCGGUGUGAAGUGACCCAACAUUUUUAAUUAUUAAAGGAUGUCAUACUAUUUACAUACUUAUAGUUGAAUUUGACAUUUGAAUGAAAGAGGAGAUGUGGUCACAUGCCUAGAAAGCAACUAAUAUUUGCCAGAUAUUCCUACAGCUCAUGAAAGUCUCCUGGCAACUUCUCUGAGAUGUAUUGUUCUUGCACUUCUCCUCCUUUCGUGUUCAUUUUAGAGGUUUGUUCUGUUCUCAGUAAUGUCACUUGUAGCUUAUGGUCUGUACAUUAGUAUUAGGGUACAUUAUUCAAUUUCAAUUUCGAUUCAAGUUUAUUUGUAUAGCGCUUUGUACAAUUGACAUUAUCUCAAAGCAGCUUUACAGAAUAAAAACAUAGAACAAAAAGGUUAUUUUAAAGAUUAAUAUAAAG